Molecule: messenger RNA, 1724 nt
Organism: Mucor mucedo
Lineage: Eukaryota; Fungi; Mucoromycota; Mucoromycetes; Mucorales; Mucoraceae
Product: major facilitator superfamily domain-containing protein
Exons: 4
Coding region: 345-1718 (457 amino acids)
Biological process (GO): transmembrane transport
Molecular function (GO): transmembrane transporter activity
Source: RefSeq, a predicted model, not a curated record
UGUGCUUCUUUUUUAAUUGUUGUUGCUGUAUAAUAUCCACCCACCAUGGCCUCUAACACCACACUCUUUACGGCUUUACCGACAGAAGAAGAACUUGUCAGCAAUGGCCAUUCCUCGGAGGAGAAAGACCCCGACCAAAUAUUAGACGGUCUAUUAACAAAAGUUGGGUAUGGUUUAUUCCAAAAAAAACUCUUGGUAAAAAUUAAAAAGGCCAUCACCAAACUCUUUUUGAUGUUUUAUAUGUUUAACACCCAUGUUAGAUUUUAUGUGGUUUUGGAUGGUUAGCAGAUAAUGUAAGAAAGAAAGAAAGUAAGAAAAAUGUUAAUUGUUAACACAUUAUUUAGAUGUGGCUUCAGACGAUUGCAAUUAUAUUGCCUCGUGUUCAAGAUCAUUAUGACGUGCCUGAUAGAUGGAUUGGUACACUUUCAAGUUCAUUAUUUGCCGGAAUGACUGUAGGUGCAUUCUUCUGGGGCUCAUAUUCUGACACAAAGGGCCGAAAACUGCCGUACACAAUGACUCUUGUAAUCACAUCUGUGUUUGGUUUACUCUCCAGUUUUACAUAUGAUUUUGCUAGCCUAUGUUUCACCUUGUUUUUCCUGGGAUUUGGUGUGGGAGGAAAUAUGCCGACAGACGGCGCCCUAUAUCUCGAAUUCUUACCGAAGGAAUAUCAUUACUUACUGACAUUUAUGUCUGUGUUUUUCUCAUUCGGCGCAGUAUUAGCAUCUAUAUUAGGAUACUUAAUUCUACCCGGCUGGAGUUGCCCCGAAGAUGAAUUAGACUGUGAUGUAAGCACACAAAAUAACGGCUGGAGAAUCAUGCUGUUCACCGUCGCUAUCAUCACCUUCAUCAUGUUGAUUUUAAGAUCUUUGUGGCUGAAAUUACCAGAGACACCAAAGUUUCUCAUGAGUCAAGAUAGAGCCAACGAAACAAUCAUUGUGUUGCAGGACAUUGCAAAGAUUAAUGGAGGUAAUAUACAUAUCAGUAGACACGAGUUACCGGCAAAGCAGUCUCCGAUAUUGCACCCCAGUGAUGGAGAGGAUGAUGUAAACGAAAUGAAUCAAAUGCUAGCUCCUGGACAAUCAAAUCCGGUAGAGCUAAGCAACCCCAAAAGUCAAGCGAAAACCAUUAAAAUACUGCUUGGUCCCAAAUGGAGAGUUACGACUCUCUUGAUUUGGGCUAUUUGGACAUUUACAGCUAUUGCGUAUACAAUGUUCAAUGUGUUUUUACCAAAGUUUCUUGAAACACUAGGUUUCGAAGGAGAGGCUGUACCAACACGUCAACAAGUUUAUUGGGAUUAUAUGAUUUACUCAUUAGCAGGCGUGCCAGGAUCUGUUAUUGCUUCCUAUUUAAUCGAAACUCGAUUGGGAAGAAAAGGAACGAUGGCAAUAUCAGCAUUUGGAUCUGCAGUGUCAUUGUUUAUAUUUUCAAUUAUCAGCUCACGCAUCACUAUGGUCUUAUCAUCAUCAUCCGUCUCAUUUUUAGCCACAUUAUUAUACGCUGUCAUUUACGGUUACACACCAGAGGUCUUUGAUACUAGUGUGAGAGGAACAGCAGUAGGAACGGCAUCGGGAUUAGGAAGAAUUGCUGGUAUUAUGAGCCCAAUCAUCACUGGUAUUUUGCUAACCAUCAACACAUCACUACCACUAUAUAUUAGCGUAAUUGGUUUUGCUAUAGUUGGUUUUUGUGUCAUGAUAUUACCCUUUGAGACAAGAAAAUAAAAUAAC